AUGCCCGAGGCCGAUGAGGAGAAGACAGCAUUUGUGACACCGGAUGGAUUGUACUGCUACAGAGUGAUGCCGUUCGGGCUAAGGAACGCCGGGGCUACGUACCAACGGAUGAUCAACUUGGUGUUCGGAGGAUUGCUGGGAAGGUCGAUGGAAACCUACAUUGAUGAUAUGCUCGUCAAGAGCACUGUUCGAGCCGACCAUCUAGACCAUCUCCGAGCAUGUUUUCAAGUCAUGCGUGAGCAUCGGUUAAGGUUAAACCCAAAGAAGUGCACUUUUGCCGUGCAGACUGAGAAGUUUUUGGGCUACAUGAUGACCAGACGUAGAAUAGAGCCGAACCCGGCCAAAAUCCAAGCCAUCCUGGAUAUGAGGCCCCCGACCAGCAUUAGGGAAGUGCAACAACACACCGGCCAGUUGGCCGCGCUCAGCCGAUUCCUCUCCAAGCUAGCAGAUCGAGCUCAUCCCUUCUUCAAGAUCUUGAAAAAGUCCAACGGUUUUACUUGGGAUGAUGACAGCCGAGCAGCCUUCGAAGAUCUCAAAGCUUAUUUGGCGUCCCCGAUCGUCCUGUCAAAGCCCGAGCCAAGGGAAGAUCUGGAGGUAUAUCUUGCUGUUUCAGAUCGGGCCGUCAGUGCGGUCUUGUGCCGAGUUGAUCAUGAAGGAGUACAGCGACCGGUGUACUAUGUCAGCCAUGCUUUGCAGGGACCGGAAUUCCGAUACACUCGGCUGGAGAAGGUGGUGUUCGCGCUAGUCACUGCGGCGAAACGACUGACGCCUUACUUUCAAGGUCGGAAUAUCCGAGUGUUAACAGAUCAGCCAAUUGGGGCCAUCCUCAGGACCUCAACCUCUUCGGGGCGCCUGGUUAAGUGGGCCAUGAUGUUGACGCAGUUCGCCUUGGAGUAUAAACCCCGACCGUCUAUCAAGGCCCAAGCUCUAGCUGAUUUCAUGGUGGAGUGCACCGUGCGAGACAUUGAAGCAGACCAGAAUAGCCUUCAAACCCCUGAAUGGUGGGAAGUUAGUACCGACGGGUCCAGCGGGAAGAAGGGAGCGGGAGCGGGGAUAGUCAUCACGACCCCCGAGGGCUUCAAAGCUUACUAUGCUAUCUUGCUCCGCUUCUCGUCGACCAACAAUGAGGCCGAGUAUGAGGCCCUAAUCGCCGGACUACAGCGGGCAAGACAACUGGGGGCGAAGACCAUCCGAGCUAAAACGGAUUCCGCGCUAGUUGUCGGACAGGUUAACGGCGAGUUCGUCACCAACGGAGAUAAACUAAUGAUCUACAAAGAUCGAGUGCUGGCCGUCCUGCGACAGUUUGAAGCCCACGAGCUCACCCACAUUUCCAGGUCGGACAACGCUGAUGCAGACAUGUUAUCGCGGCUGGUACAUGAGGCUCCCGAGCACAUAUCAAAGAUAGCUCACAUCGAGGAAGCGGUUGCGCCAUGGAUUACCGACCUCAAAGAAUACCUCCAAGACGGGAAAAUGCCCGAAGAAGCGGACCGAGCGCGGAAAGUCGAAAACGCGAACCGGACGAUCCUAGAUGGACUGAAGAAAAAGCUGUUUGAUGCCGGUCGAAGCUGGGCAGAUGAAUUGCCUUACGUAUUGUGGGCGUAUCGGACGACUCCUCGGGAGGCCACCAAGGAAACCCCCUUUGCACUAGUGUACGGGGCUGAAGCUCGGCUGCCGAUCGAAGCCUGGAUCCCGACUUCCCGAGAGCGCGGCUACGAUGAGGCUGACAACGAGCGAAUGAUGAUGGCUGAGCUUGAUGUCUUGGAGGAAAGAAGAGAGGUCGCGGCUCGGAGAAUAGUUGAGUAUCAGAGCAAGAUAAAGUAG
This is a messenger RNA of Ipomoea triloba (trilobed morning glory), 1821 nucleotides long. RefSeq lists its product as uncharacterized. The transcript has 2 exons. Gene Ontology annotation, molecular function: nucleic acid binding; RNA-DNA hybrid ribonuclease activity. Bases 1 to 1821 code for a protein of 606 amino acids. The record is from RefSeq and is a predicted model, not a curated record. NCBI's taxonomy places the organism in Eukaryota, Viridiplantae, Streptophyta, Magnoliopsida, Solanales, Convolvulaceae.